Messenger RNA from Rhagoletis pomonella (apple maggot), 849 nucleotides. RefSeq lists its product as uncharacterized. The transcript has a single exon. Lineage: Eukaryota; Metazoa; Arthropoda; Insecta; Diptera; Tephritidae. The annotation marks the transcript as partial. The record is from RefSeq and is a predicted model, not a curated record.
AUGCCGAAAAAGUCGGAAUGCGACUUGACACUCGAGCAAUUCGAACAAUUCUCUGAUUUAGAAGUCAAAAGACAGCGUUUUGAUGUUCGCGGCACUGAGGAGGGCCUUAGCAAUGAACCAGGUUUUUGCGACCAUGAGCCUUUCGCUCGGGCUGCGCGUAUUUAUCAGGGUAACGCGAAAGAGCAGGACAUACGUAUUGAAGAGUUGCAAAACGAAAACGUCGCGUUAAAGCAACAAAUUGCUCGUUUGCAAACACACGCGAUAGUAGCUUCGCCCGAUUGUAGCGAUGACGCUUUAAAUUUUGCUAGAAUGAUAGUACGGUCGGUUAGUUCCUACACGGACACGGAAAAAACUUUAUCUCAAAAUAUUAAUUACAUGUCGACUAAAGCCUAUAAUUUUAUGCGCGAUGACUUGAAGUUUUCACUUCCUCACAAAAAAUCGCUUUUGCGAUGGCGCCCUAUUAAAUAUGUAUCGCCGGGUAUAGAUUUUAAAGUAAUAGAAAAUUUAAAAUAUGUCGUUUCUGAAAUGUCUCCCACCGAGCGGUUUUGCGAAAUUUUAUUCGACGAAAUUUCUAUUAAAAAAGAUCUCGUUUAUAAUAAAAGUAGAGAUAUUAUUGACGGUUUCGUGGAUAUUGGCGACGGUAAUCGCGACCUCAAUGUCGCCGACAAAUGUUGUUUUUUCAUGGUGAAAGCCAUCGCGGCGGAUUGGAAAUAUGUCCUUUCCUAUUAUAUGGUAAAAGGCGGUAUGUCGGCUUCAAAUCUUUUAGAAUCCUUAACGGAAAAUAUUAAAACGGUUGAAGGCCUCGGCUUAAGCGUCAAAGCCAUCGUCUGCGAUCAAGGCCCAACCAAC